Jaculus jaculus (lesser Egyptian jerboa) is the source of this 1269-nucleotide messenger RNA. It is a transcript of the gene Styxl1, whose product is annotated as serine/threonine/tyrosine interacting like 1. The transcript is spliced from 9 exons. Gene Ontology annotation, cellular component: mitochondrion. NCBI's taxonomy places the organism in Eukaryota, Metazoa, Chordata, Mammalia, Rodentia, Dipodidae. Gene Ontology annotation, biological process: protein dephosphorylation; negative regulation of cytoplasmic stress granule assembly; positive regulation of intrinsic apoptotic signaling pathway. Gene Ontology annotation, molecular function: protein phosphatase binding; pseudophosphatase activity; protein phosphatase inhibitor activity. Bases 194 to 1168 code for a protein of 324 amino acids. The record is from RefSeq and is a predicted model, not a curated record.
GUGUCCCUGGUAACUUGGUGUUUGUCUGGGUCCCGCGUGGUGUCCGUGAGGCUUGCGGGGUCAUUCCACCCCGGAGCCCUGAAAGAGAACAGGCUGCGAACGCCUUAGAGAGACAUUUUUUUUUUUAAUUUCCCAGCGGGGGCUCCACACUGACGCCUCAAAGAGGAAACUCGGCCGCAGUCGUGCAAGCAGAAUGGCUGACUUGGUUUUCUGUGAACCAACAGAGCUCUACAACAUCCUGAAUCAGGCCUCAAAACUGUCCAGAUUAACUGAGCCCAACUACCUCUGCUUAUUGGAUGUUCGACCCAAACGAGAGUAUGACGAGGGCCACUUGAUCACAGCCCUUCGGGUGAAGAAGAAGAAAAAUCAGUACCUCAUCCCAGAGUCUGUGGAUCUGGAGUGUGUGAAGUACUGUGUGGUGUAUGACAGCAACACCAACAACUUGGACUUGCACAUGAGAGACAUCUGCCUGAAGGAGGAUGACGAGGAUGGUGACGCAGACGGUGAACACCAGAAAUGCAGUCAUAUCCAAGAAUUUUUGCCUGGACCUGCUGUGGAGUUUGGUCAGUUCCUGACUGACUUCACCCGCCAACCCGUCAAUGUUCUCAAAGGGGGCUACGAGUUCUUCUCAGGCAUGUACCACUUCCUCCGCACCCAGAAGAUCAUCUGGAUGCCCCAGGAACUGGAUGAGAUUCAGCCAUACCCAAUUGAGAUAAUUCCAGGUAGGGUCUUCCUGGGCGACUUCAGGCAAGCCAAUGACCCUAAGAUCCACAAGGACUUGAAAAUCAAAGCGCAUGUCAAUAUCUCUAUGGAGUCAACACCCUUCUUCGUGGACGACCCGGACAGGCUCCUGCACGUCCAGAUAGAAGACGUCCCGGAAGCCGCCCUCCUGCCCUAUUUCCGGCGCAUCUGUCACUUCAUGGAGAUUCACCUCUACCUUGGCUCUAUCAUUUUGGUCUUUUCUACUCGGGGCAUCAGUCGCAGCAGUGCAGCCCUGGUGGCCUUCCUGAUGCAUAACAAAGAGGCAACCUUGAAGAGGUCCUGGGCCCACGUCAAGAAAUGCAAAGCCAACAUGCGUCCGAAUCGGGGCUUGGUGACUCAGCUGUCAGAGUGGGAGAAAACCAUCCUGGGAGACUAUAUUACAGACAUCUCGGAGCCCAUCUACUGAUCGUCACUUGUGGUCUGGUGAUGGUGAAAAAGUUUGCUUGGGGCUUUCUGUGGUACUUGAGUUGUUCUGGAAGAAGCAGGCCUUUGCUGCCUGAGGACUAC